UUCUCUCCCCCUAUAUAUAAACCUUCACGUCUGUAGCUCAAGAACACAAGCCUAAUGUGCCUUCAUCUCUCUCCUUCUCUCUCACCAUUUUGUUGAACCAGAUUCAAUUGCACUUCGCAUUAGUCUGGCAUUCCUCGACAUGGAAUCCGCAAACAUUGAUCAUGCGACUUCUCACAUGAACCAAAAGGUCCAAAACCCACCAAAAUGGCAGGGCCAAGCUUGUGCGGACUUGGCAGGUCCAAAGGCAGACCAAAUAUGGCCCUUCUUGGAGGACUUCUUCGGUCUCGCCAAGUGGUUCCCGACCCUCGCCACUUGCACCCCAGUCGAGGGCGUCUCUGGCCAGCCCGGGUGCAUCCGCUACUGUGCUGGGUUCAGGACCCCGGUCGACCGGGACGUCGGCGACGCUGAGACGACAACCCUGAAUUGGACGAAGCAGAAGCUGCUGUUGAUCGACCCAGCCGCGAAGAUAUUCAGCUAUAGCAUUGUGGACGGCAAUGUCGGGUUCAACUCCUACGUCUCCACGGUCCAAGUCAUGCCUAAGGAGGACGGGUGUUGCAUCGUGUGGAACUAUGAGGUUGAGCCCGUGGACGGCUGGAAACCCGAGGACUUGGACCAGUUCAUCGGGUCGGGCUUGCGGGUCAUGGCCGAGAGGAUGGAGGAGGCUCUUCUUGGUCAAGCAAAGUGAUUGGAUUCACGAACUGAUGUCCUCUGAAUCUGAUGAUCUGCUUUCGUGCUCAUGUGAUAGUCUUGAAGCUGUGUGAUGCGGUGUGCAAGAGUAGUGAAAGUCUGGGCAGUAGUACGUAUUAGCUCUCUAAUAUUUCCACAAUAAUUCGCAAGUUUGGUCAUUAUUCCUCAUUCGUAUUGGAUUUAGAGCACCCUCUUGUACGUCCAAGUUCCACUUACAUAUACUUUGAGCUAA
Molecule: messenger RNA, 919 nt
Organism: Syzygium oleosum
Lineage: Eukaryota; Viridiplantae; Streptophyta; Magnoliopsida; Myrtales; Myrtaceae
Product: lachrymatory-factor synthase-like
Exons: 1
Coding region: 140-685 (181 amino acids)
Source: RefSeq, a predicted model, not a curated record